AUGGAGCACCCGCGAUGCUUCCAAGAUCCCUUGGGCAGUGGUCUGUCGCAAGAAGAGCCUCCAGAGGAAGAGAAUCCCAGCGAGGAGCGGCUGCUAGAGCAUGACGAUGAUGAGGGAUCUGGCGGCAGCGCGGCGCCUGAGGAAGAUGAGGACGUGGGCACCAAGCAGCUGCCUGGACUUUCCAUCAGUUUCAUGCCGAAGGGCUCGCUGCUAGGCGGCAGCGCCAAGGACGAAAAGAAGAGGAAGGACAAGGACAAGAAGGAUAAGAAGGAAGAGAAGGAAGUCCGCACUCCAGCGGAAGACCUGGCCUGCAUCAACUUGAUGAUCGAUAUCGUUGAAGUCCUGAGAAUUCUCUCGCAGGUGUUCUCACCCUCUGUUAUGGAGACGCUGCACUGGGAGUUGGACAACAUGAAGGAGGUCAACGGGUUGGACGAGAACAUGUCCAUUCUGGAGUUCAUGGAGACCGAAGUUGUUUUCGCUGAGUUCAUGCGACUUCUUUUUCUCAUGGCCGAGCUCACUACGCGGCGGGACUACAAGUUCUGCCGGAGCGUGUCGUUGACCACUCGGCUUGAUGUUUUCCUGAAGAACGUCAUCUCCUUCUGCCAAAGAGGCGGCAAGUACUUGCCACCCGAAACCUCGGCGCCAACCACCGGUGAAAGCCGGAAGAACAGCUCUCGCCCGGAUGCGCGGGCGGAAGACCCACAGCCCGAUGCCGCCCAAGGACCUGGCGGUCCUGGGAGCUCGGAGCGCAAGGAAGAGGAGGCCGGACAAUGGCUGGGCUUUGAUGUUGAGGGCGACAGCUAUGCCCCGCGGAGGUGGCCGGAUGGCUACGAGGAUGAGGUUGAAGACUGGUGA
Symbiodinium pilosum is the source of this 855-nucleotide messenger RNA. The record is from the annotation of a GenBank genome assembly. NCBI's taxonomy places the organism in Eukaryota, Dinophyceae, Suessiales, Symbiodiniaceae.